UUCUAAAAGGAACAAAAUUGAUCGUGAGGAAAAAAGAAAAAGGAAUAAACUUUAUAUUCCGACAAUGCAACUUUCCACAUUGAAGGGGUUGUUAAUAUAGAUAGAUCUGCGAAUCCGAUCAUCAUCGAAUCGGGAUUAGGGUUUUCACUUCUUUUGCGUUUUCGUACCCUUUUUCCCCAGAACCAUACGUAUGUAUGUAUGUGUUGUUCUUCCAUUGAUUGAGCGAGCUUGUUGCAUUUUUGGGAAUCAUUCAAUUGCUCUUGAUUGAUCUGGUAGAUGUUGGUGGGCGCAUGGUAGGCAAAUUUCACACCUUUAUAUAUUCGUCAAGGAACGAAUGAGUUUUGUAACUUUGGUGGUGAGUUGACUUUUGAUUAUUCCCCGCUUGAUUGGUUUUUUGUUUUCUGGGUUAUUGAUUUUGAGCUACCUUGCUUCUGAAGCCGAUAUGAUUUUUGGAAUCUUGUGAAUUUUUGAGGGAGAGAGAUUAUUGAUGGAUUUGGAGAGUGAAAGCUCUGCGCUUGAGUCUGUUGACGAUAAUGUUUUGAUUCAACAAAGUGCCAGCAACAACAACGUUGCUGAUGAUGAUGAUGAUGAUGAUGAUGAUGAUGAUGGUAGGAGUUUGGACAACGGGUCUUUCUCAGAUGAGAGUGUGAAACUUGUUUCCACGUCUUCUACUUGUGUUGAAAUCGGUACUGAUAAUAAUAAUAAACCCAUGGAUGAUUUUGAUUCACCUGGUGCUGGUGCUGUUGGUGGUUCUUCUUCUCCUGUUUCCAAGGGACGAGGGUUGAGAAAAUGGAGACGGAUCAGGAGAGAUCUUGUUGUUGUUAAGGACACGUCUGCCAAUACGGAGAAGAAUAGUAGCAAAGUUUUGAAAAAAAGGGUGUCAGGUGCUGCUCAUUCACAUGGUAAACAGAUAAUGUUUCAGUCAUCCCAAGUCGAACAAGAGAGUCAAGGAUCUGUUGGGUCUGUGAAUAUGUUGAAAAGUACCGGUGAUGGUUUUGAUUUACUUGGGAGUACUGGUUAUGACUCUAGGUUUGUGGCAGGGACUGGUUUUUCAGCUGGUAUUGAUUUAGAAAAGGAUGAUGAUCGUAGUAGCAGCAAGUCCUCGACGGCUGCAAGAGCUCCCAAGUUUAUUAGGUAUGAGAAGCCAAUGAUUAGUUCAGGUCAGAGAGGAAACAGUCGUGUAGAGAAUAGUAAGAAACAUAGAGGAGAUAAGGGGCUCGAUAUUGACAAGGAUAACUCUUAUUCCAGCUUGGAAUCUGAUUCAAGAAAGCAGAGUGGAAGAAUGAUGGAUUUCAACAGUGGAGAAAAUGGCGAUGAAGCCGAUAUGAACGGAGAAACUUCAAUGAGAAAAGAUGAUGCCGGAGGAGAAGGAGAAGAGUCGGUAAACACGAACAAUCGUUAUUCAGAAGAACUUGAUCCACUAACAGAGGCCAUCGACGGUUUCUUGGCCUUGCGAGAUGCUCUUGAGAAAGAGGUUCAGCAAUUUCAGGAGAUCGGGAAGGAACCAAUGCCACAGCAUCAUGAACAAGCCAGCGAAGUAAGUUCACCUCACUCGGAGAUUGUAACCCUGGUUAACAAUGUUGAGCAACUGGAGAUCAAGCUAGAAGAAACAAGGUCCAUGCUCGAGGUGAAAGAAUCACACAUCCGUGAGCUUGAAUCCACCGCGAACCAUAACAAACACUCGUUGGGAGGAACAGAGACCAUGGUUGAAGAUACCUUCCGGCAGAAGAUUGAGGCCGAGAUUGAAUAUCUGAUAUAUUCAAGAUCUAUUGAUAACUUGAACAGUCAGAUGAAGUUGAUUGAUGAACAAGAGUCAUUGGCAAAAGAGGAAACGCAUGAGACGCUGAACAAGCUAGGAAAAGUACAAAUGAAGGCUGCAAAUUUAACAAACAGAGCUCAAGACCUGCAAAACGAGUGCAUAGAAAUCACCGGAACCAUCAAGAAGACAGCAUGUAAGACCACUUCAUGCUUUCUUAUACAGUUAGUAUUGAUGCUAACAGUAGUUUUGUCGCUCCUGUCUCAAUUGUUGCCGAAGCCAGAUAUUCCUGUACCCACAUGACAUUUGAUUUUUGAUGCAAACUGAGUUUUUCUUGGCUUUUGGCUUUUCUUGUUAACAUUUCGGCUAUAAGUUUUGCCUCUGGUAAUAAAAUUGAUCAAGAUAA
Camelina sativa (false flax) is the source of this 2162-nucleotide messenger RNA. RefSeq names its product WPP domain-interacting protein 1. Lineage: Eukaryota; Viridiplantae; Streptophyta; Magnoliopsida; Brassicales; Brassicaceae. The record is from RefSeq and is a predicted model, not a curated record.